Messenger RNA from Dentiscutata heterogama, 170 nucleotides. Lineage: Eukaryota; Fungi; Glomeromycota; Glomeromycetes; Diversisporales; Gigasporaceae. The record is from the annotation of a GenBank genome assembly.
GUGACAAGUUGAAACGACCUAGUCAGAUAGAACCAGGUAAAAUAUAUCAAGACCCAAAUUUGCGAUUAAAUGAUCAAGAAUGGUUGCGAGGCUUUGGUACUCUAGAGUGUCUUAACAACAUGGCUGGCCCAUCUACUAUACAAACACUAAUAGAUACAAUUACUAAAGGG